Messenger RNA from Pan troglodytes (chimpanzee), 2108 nucleotides. RefSeq names its product isochorismatase domain containing 1 (gene ISOC1). The transcript is spliced from 5 exons. Lineage: Eukaryota; Metazoa; Chordata; Mammalia; Primates; Hominidae. The record is from RefSeq and is a predicted model, not a curated record. Bases 181 to 1077 code for a protein of 298 amino acids.
ACCCUUACGCCGCGGCCCGCCCUCCGGGGCGGGUAAGAGAGCGCGCGAGCAGCGGUCGUCAGGACCCGCCCCUUCGCCUCCGCGAGCUGGCGGGCGGGCUGGCAGCGCCGGGAGGCGGGGCCGCGGCAGCCGGCUGGGUGCGACUGGGCGGCCUCGGAGCUCGCAGACGCUCCGGGGAACAUGGCGGCUGCGGAGCCGGCGGUCCUUGCGCUCCCCAACAGCGGCGCCGGGGGCGCGGGGGCGCCGUCGGGCACAGUCCCGGUGCUCUUCUGUUUCUCAGUCUUCGCGCGACCCUCGUCGGUGCCACACGGGGCGGGCUACGAGCUGCUCAUCCAGAAGUUCCUCAGCCUGUACGGCGACCAGAUCGACAUGCACCGCAAAUUCGUGGUGCAGCUGUUCGCCGAGGAGUGGGGCCAGUACGUGGACUUGCCCAAGGGCUUCGCGGUGAGCGAGCGCUGCAAGGUGCGCCUCGUGCCGCUGCAGAUCCAGCUCACUACCCUGGGAAAUCUUACACCUUCAAGCACUGUGUUUUUCUGCUGUGAUAUGCAGGAAAGGUUCAGACCAGCCAUCAAGUAUUUUGGGGAUAUUAUUAGCGUGGGACAGAGAUUGUUGCAAGGGGCCCGGAUUUUAGGAAUUCCUGUUAUUGUAACAGAACAGUACCCUAAAGGUCUUGGGAGCACGGUUCAAGAAAUUGAUUUAACAGGUGUAAAACUGGUACUUCCAAAGACCAAGUUUUCAAUGGUAUUACCAGAAGUAGAAGCGGCAUUAGCAGAGAUUCCCGGAGUCAGGAGUGUUGUAUUAUUUGGAGUAGAAACUCAUGUGUGCAUCCAACAAACUGCCCUGGAGCUAGUUGGCCGAGGAGUCGAGGUUCACAUUGUUGCUGAUGCCACCUCAUCAAGAAGCAUGAUGGACAGGAUGUUUGCCCUCGAGCGUCUCGCUCGAACCGGGAUCAUAGUGACCACGAGUGAGGCUGUUCUGCUUCAGCUGGUAGCUGAUAAGGACCAUCCAAAAUUCAAGGAAAUUCAGAAUCUAAUUAAGGCGAGUGCUCCAGAGUCGGGUCUGCUUUCCAAAGUAUAGGACAUUUGAAGAACUGGUAUGCUACUCACUGGUGAAGGACAGUCAGGUGAAGGAUUGUAAGCCCACACAAGCUCUUCUUAUCUCUACUAGAAUUAAAAUGUUAAGUCAAAAACGGCUCCUUUUUUGCGCCUCCUAGUGAAACUUAACCAGCUAGACCAUUUGAGUACCAGCAUUUAGUUACAAACGUCAAAGGCUUCUGGUGCUGCUUACCUUCCUUUUUUGUUAAUGUGCUUUUAUUUAUUAAAAAAAAUUACAAUGAAGGUGCCUGUUUUGUCUCUACUGUGUACUCUGAUCGUAUCUUUCCAAAGUGCAGACUCUUGUGAAGUUUUCUUAAAUUGUGCACUUUAAAGAAAAUGACGUACCAACAAUGAUUUGGCUUUUAUAUUACUGUAAGAUGUUAUAAUGUUAAUGUGGAUGUAGUGCUUUUACUUUACAGAUUGAUUGGAAUAAGAUUAUCGUAUGUGAAUUUACCCACAGGACUCUGAAUCAUGUUACCCACUCCCCUCACAAUGUUGUCCACUUACUGAGUGAGUUGUAUUGAUCUAUCCGUACCAAAUGAUGUUGAAUAAUUACAUAUCUUUCUUGACUAUACUGAUUUCUUAUUUUGGUCACUGUUACUAAAUCUCUGUUAAUAUUCUCUCUUUUAACUGAAAAGGGAUGGGAUAGAAGGGUUUGCAAUGCCAUAUUAUUGGUGGAGGGCUGUUUUAACAUCUUUGAAGUAUGACUUGCUGAAUAUCUUUACCAACAUCUUGAAUAUAUAUUCUAGUGUCCACAAGAUUUAGCAAAAAGAUAACGCUUGGGUGGAAUAUCAUUUAAAAAUGUUCAUGUUCUGUUCUAUAUUUUCUUCACCUACUCUCCAAAUAUUGUAAUGCAAAAAGUCUCAGUAAUGAUUUGGUAGUAUUAAUUUUGUGGUCAUUGUUUCUCUUCGAUAAAUUUAUUUUCGUUAAAUACUUAUUAGAGGGUUUUGAAAUGUUUUUCAAAUAUGUGAAAUGUGAAACUGCUGUCUUUUAUAUUAAAGUAAUUAAAGAAAA